Haliotis rubra (blacklip abalone) is the source of this 1184-nucleotide messenger RNA. RefSeq names its product phytanoyl-CoA hydroxylase-interacting protein-like. Lineage: Eukaryota; Metazoa; Mollusca; Gastropoda; Lepetellida; Haliotidae. The coding region runs from base 61 to 786 and encodes 241 amino acids. The record is from RefSeq and is a predicted model, not a curated record. The transcript is spliced from 2 exons.
AAUGUAUGCAGGUAGAUACAACUUGCCACCACAUCAACAGUGCACCCGCAAAGUUUCAACAUGGCAGAGGGACGAGGCGCUGAUUUAGAAAAUGUUCAAGCACUACUUACGAAGGCUGAAGAUCACUGCCGGUCUUCCGAUACAGUCAGUGGCCUUUACCGCAAUGCAACUGCUAAAUAUUUCGACCAACUUGAAAAUACCACCAUGAUGCCAAGUGUAAAGGACAACUUUGGGAAUCCAACCUGUCCCAUAAACGGGAAACUUGAAGGUGUGUUCUUCGGGGUGACCCUUUAUAAAGGUGAUCUACCAACUAUAUCACCAUAUGGAGACACCAGAGUGGUGGUUCCCCUGGAGAGACUCUUUGAUGACUCUGCCAGGCUGUAUUUCGCCGAUUUCUAUCGUUGGAAAAGUGGUAAUCACUACGUCAUAUUGGUCCUUACAAGGCCUGAUACAGAAGCUGACCUCUUCUGCCAGGAGCACCUCAUUAAAUUGAAUGAACGAACCAACGUGUUUCUGAAAAAGGAAGGAAGCACCUACAAAACUCUCCGGCAGGACAAAGUAUGGGUUUACGUCUUCUAUACAGAUGAAGUGGAUAUAUCGGGGCUGGACCUCACUGACAACUUCGGAAACAUAAUCAAAACACUGGGCCAGUCUAAUGUCAGUGGAGGUGACAGUGAGGGCGGUAUUGAAUCUGAAGCAUCGUCACCGGAUGGUGUCCCUGAACUUGGGAAAGAACUGUCAAUGCUUCAGUUAGGAAAGAUGAACACAGAUCAAUCUGAAAAGUGAAUACAGGAACCAUGUUUGUACAUGCUAAGCAAUAUCUAACUAUUUGCAUUACUAUAGGGAUAAUAUAGUUAGAGACAUUGAAGAUAUUGAAUAGCUAUUGUAUUGAUUUGUUUCUGAAUAGAUGUUACUACAUACUCUGAAAGUCAACAUUUGUGCACAUUUGUGAAGAGCUGUCUGUAUCGCUGUUUUUUGCAAAAAGAAAUGUCUUUUGAAGAUGGUUGUCCAGAUUGUUGUCACUGCUGUGCCAUUGAAUCAUCAACAAGACAUUAUCAAUGAAUAAAGUUUUGUAGAUCAAACGUAAUUCACUAUUUGUAAUGUAACCUAUUGAUUAUCCCAUUGAUUAUCCCAUUGUAUAUGGGCCGGCGGCCUCUUUUACAAUAAGCAUAAUAAUAAUCUGA